CUACGGCAAGCCGCCAGUGACACGCUUUAUUCCGCUUCAGUUUCCAAACAUGAGGCGCUGCUUAUUGAACGUAUAGCUAAAUCUUUGAUGACAGAAGACGUUUCGGACCAUCAGGAUGGCUCUAGAACAGCUCAGUGAUGUAGUCCAGAGAUGUCAAGGAAUCAAGGAUGAAAGCUACUCACCGGAGGACUAUGAUGUGUUCCUCACCGCUGGAAGAACCUGUUUAGAACAAGGCGACAGUGCUCAAGUGCUCAGCAUCCUAGUCGAUGAGAAGAACAAGUGCAUAGUGAGAUGCAUGGGCUGGAAUCUGCUGGGACCUCUGGUACAGAUGCUCCUGAAGAAGGAGGACAAAAACCUUCCCCACUGCCAUGCCAUCCUGUCGCAUCUGCUGGAGGUUUGCAGUCCUAAAGAGCUGCUGGUGGGUUUGUUGGAGCAGGUGGAGGAGGCUGAUUCUGGCUCCAUUGCUGAGACGCUUACCCUUCUCCUCAAGCCUUUACAAACAGUGCUGCUGAGGCUGGGCAUGAAGAAGGCCUCGUCUGUGGGCAUGGCUCUCUCCACGCUGCUCAGCCAGGUGGCCAGACUGCCGGUGCCCGUCACCAAAGAGCAGGAGGAGGAUGAUGUUUUCGGCUUGUGCUGCUGCUGCACUGCUCUUCUGCAGUUUGUGAAGCCCUUUGUUGAAGAGAUCAAGGAGAUCGUCAAGGACAACAACAGAAUAUCCAAGGAUAAUGAGCUCCGAGUGGAACUGCUCAAGUUCUGUAUGAAGAGUUUAAGUGAGCCUCUGCUGGAGGUGCAGUUGAAAGAUCCAGACACACUCCAGAAAUCCCCUCUGAGAGACUUUGCUACUGAGAUACUGAUAAUUUUGUCAAGUAUCGGGGAGUCACUCCCUGAUUUGUUGAGUCGUAAUGUGCUGAAGAGAAGGGAGGUCCCAGGCUUUUUGGAAGAGGAGGUCAGAUACCCAAAAGAGUCGCUGGCCUGCAUGUGCCACCUGCUCUUUGUGAAUCAUAUUGCUGUGGACAUCUUUCCUGCUGUUCUCAGUUCGGUUUUUGUUCUUCAGUGCAACAUGGAAUAUAUCGAGCUGCUGUUAAGCAGAACUGAAGGACCCCGUCUGCAGAAAGGAUUGGAACUGUAUGAAAAAAGUCUUGUCAGAGUUGAAGAUAACAGUCUACCAGUAGAUCUUUUGGAGCUGAAGACGUUUUUCAGUGUUCCACAGAAUUUGAUUAAAGUUAUGACGAUGUGUCCAGACCAGACUUUGAGAACUAAAAGCCUUAAAGUGUUUCAGCUGAGUAUUGACAAAUUCAGCACUGAGGCCAAAUACAAGUUCUUCAGAGGCAUGUUGAAAACAAGUCACCACGCAGGGGUGGAGGGAUACAUUAUCAAGAAUAUCAAGAAUCAGAUUGACUUUUCCCUCAAGCCAUGUAAUGGUAAUGAGUGGUUCCUGGGUAAACAUCUGCUGCCUCUGCUGCGGCUAGUGCUGUGUCUUCCAAACGGAGCGGAAACAGACCUGCUGCAGAACAUGGACAGGAUCAUGGAGUCACUGAACCUCCUGAGAUACAUGCUCAUCCGAGAUAAAGAGUGGGAGAAUGAGACAGGAAUUUGGACGGAGCUUUAUAAGAUUGAGGACAACUACCUGAAGCCAAUGCGGACCGGUCUGAACAUGUCCAAAGCGCAUUAUGAGGCAGAACUGAAGAGCAUGAAAGCGAAUAAGAAGAUCACUUCUAAAGACUCUCAAGCAUCAGUCUGCACAUUAACUGUUGACAAUGAGAAGCUGCCCAACAUGACACCAGAAAUGCAGAUUCAGGUUCUGCAGUCAGCCCUCUUCACAUUUGACCUGAUAGAGAGCGUCUUGGCAAGAAUCGAGGAGAUCAUCGAGGCUAAAGAAAGACCCUUGUCAUGAUGUGAGAGACUGUAUGCGUCUUUUAGCCUCUUCUCUUUCGGUUUACGUAGUCACACUUCUCAAAGCACCAGAGCCAGCUUCCUUUAAUGAUUCAACAGCUAAUUGAAAGUGAGAGUUUUGUGAUGCCACCAGCUCCUGGGUGGGGACAAAAAGCGUGGACUACAUUCGAUUUGCUGUAUUUUAUCGUGUCUGUGUCCGCUCUGGUUGUAAUCACUCUCUUUGCUCUAUAGUAGCAUAUUAUUGUAGUAUAUUUUCAGGGAGAACCUUUUUAGGAUUGAUUUUCAUUGUUUUGGCUUUGUUGCGCAUUUGUUUGACGUCAAAACACUAAUGUAAAAAAGUAAUGUUGAGUCACCUAUAAAAGUAAAUGACAAUGCAAGAAGUUAUUGGAUUAUUACCUGCUGACAGGCUUUGUGUGUAUUGAUCACAAAAACAAACAUGGAAAAAUUGCUCGGAUUAAGAUUGUUAGCUUUUGUACCUGCAUUUUUGCAUCUUUCUGGUCUGUGACAGUUUUUCUGUGGGGGAAUAUUAGGCAGUGUUCUCUUCUACAUUUUGCUACAUGAAACGAUUCCUCAGGCUUUGAAUAAAUACUAUUGUUUCACAGA
Pimephales promelas (fathead minnow) is the source of this 2496-nucleotide messenger RNA. RefSeq names its product glomulin, FKBP associated protein a (gene glmna). NCBI's taxonomy places the organism in Eukaryota, Metazoa, Chordata, Actinopteri, Cypriniformes, Leuciscidae. Gene Ontology annotation, cellular component: cytoplasm. The record is from RefSeq and is a predicted model, not a curated record. Gene Ontology annotation, molecular function: ubiquitin-protein transferase inhibitor activity.